Messenger RNA from Eruca vesicaria subsp. sativa (arugula), 442 nucleotides. NCBI's taxonomy places the organism in Eukaryota, Viridiplantae, Streptophyta, Magnoliopsida, Brassicales, Brassicaceae. The record is from the annotation of a GenBank genome assembly.
AUGGCUAAGAACCUCAACUCCAUCAGCUUCGCAGUUCUCUUGUUUGUCCUCGUGAUUGCUUCAACUGGAAUCCUGAACAGCGAGGCUGUGGAUUGUCCCGGUGGAUGCUCUUUGCCUGCUCAACGUACGUUCUUAGACGAGUGUGGGGCGGUGCCUUUCACUGGUACAGAUGCUGAAUGUUGUACAUGUUGCAAAGGCAAAUGGCUGAGUCCUCCACUCUGUUGGGCGGUUGUUGAGGGAACUGAGAAACACUGCCAUUGCUAUCGACAUGUUUGAAAUAACUUCAAAUAGUUCUCAAGUGUGACCUUGCUUCUCAUUCGGUGUGAGAACAUGACAUGUGUGUAUAAUGUUUGUGUUCAAAUUUCUUUUGCUUCCAAAUAAAACACCAAGGGCAAAGCUGAUCACUGCUUGCCCCCUAAGUGUGAGCUCUUGUUGUGUGUAC